AUGCGAGAUGAUAUAAUAGCCGAGAAUGAAGAUGUAAAGGAAGCCAUAAGAAGGCUUCCUGAGAACCUUUAUAAUGAGAGGGUGUUUUGCAUAAAGAGAGCACUGGACCUGACUUUGAGAAAGCAGAUCUUGCCUAAAGAGCAGUGGAGGAAAAACUCUAUUCUUGAACCAUAUCUGAUGGAAAUUAUUCAGGAAAGUAAAGAGAGAGAAGAAUGGGCAAAGAAAUUAUCAUGUAAUUGA
Choloepus didactylus (southern two-toed sloth) is the source of this 240-nucleotide messenger RNA. RefSeq names its product cytochrome b-c1 complex subunit 7-like. Bases 1 to 240 code for a protein of 79 amino acids. Gene Ontology annotation, biological process: mitochondrial electron transport, ubiquinol to cytochrome c. The transcript has a single exon. The record is from RefSeq and is a predicted model, not a curated record. Lineage: Eukaryota; Metazoa; Chordata; Mammalia; Pilosa; Megalonychidae.